CGAACCACUACCAGCUACGCCAUGGCCCUCGAGUCGACGUCCACAAUCAAGGUUAAACUUGCCAUUGGACUCAAGGAUAAAGCAUCCAAAUACUGGGCUAUACUACAAGCGUUUCUCUCAGCUCAAAUAUCACGAGCUGAAUUCGACGAACAGAUCCGAGAAUGUGUCAGCACAAUGCAACUCGUUCAACUGCAUAAUGCACUCAUUAUCUCUAUAUUUGAUCCCUCGCAACGGCCCGUAUCGCUUACUCCGCCGCCUGAAGCGCCCAAAGGCCCUGCUCGCAAGCGUAAACGCCUCCUGCCAUAUCAAGGAGACGACCCAGACGAACCUGUGACCCUAAAGUCUGCACGGCUGAAGAGAUGGGCUCUUGGCUUGGGGAAACGCGAGAGGGAACGCGUACGGAAUAUGCAACCCGUGGCCUUGUCGACGAAAUAUGAACCACGGCCUGAAACGGACGAGAUUGCUAGUGAACGAGGAGUUCAGUUGUUGAAGGAGCGUGGUGAUCCGGCCGGGAGCAGACCCUCUGUACAUCUAGCAUCUGCUGCUCGGGGGUUCAUAUCACAACACAUAAUAGACCGGAUUAACCUCAUAUGUGCUCAACAUAACCUCAAUACACCAACCAAGAAUGUUUCUUCUCUCCUUAUAGUUGCCUUUGAGGCCAAACUCAAACAACUCAUCACCCAAGCUAUAACUCUCACCACCACCUCCCAUUCUGUGACGUCUAUUCAUCCGUCCGGCCCCCACUCCACUGGCCCUCGACUCUCCGCUACCUCCAUAGAUACCCUCUUUACUGUGUCUCCUGCUGUUCUCGCAAACCCGUCCGCCGCCAUCAGGAAGCUUUCUUCGGGAGACCCCGAACAGGGAACCCGCACUUACGCUGGUGAUGAUGUAGUCAUGGAUGAGAAGAGGGAUCCAGAUAACGAGGCGUGGCAGUUAUUGGCGCUGUUGAGGGACAGGAGCACGGUCGAACAGGCAAUCCAGUCGUGGACUUGAUAUUGUGGCGGGAUGUCUGUGAGGAGGUGUGGCGCGAUGUGCAUGAUGUAUCUUUACUGGCGGAUGUAUGGUCGUGUACUUUGUUAGGCUGUGUACCCUAUUUAUUACCCUUUU
Messenger RNA from Stereum hirsutum FP-91666 SS1, 1107 nucleotides. RefSeq lists its product as uncharacterized. The transcript is spliced from 4 exons. Gene Ontology annotation, cellular component: SAGA complex. Gene Ontology annotation, biological process: regulation of transcription by RNA polymerase II. Lineage: Eukaryota; Fungi; Basidiomycota; Agaricomycetes; Russulales; Stereaceae. Bases 22 to 993 code for a protein of 323 amino acids. Gene Ontology annotation, molecular function: transcription coactivator activity. The record is from RefSeq and is a predicted model, not a curated record.